AUGCCGUCCAAAUUCGCAAAGGUCCAGAAGCAAGUGUCCAAGAAGAAGGGCGCUGCCCUAGCUUUGCACGAGAACAGUCGUGACGCUCUGCGUCUGCGCAGCGCUGUUGCAAGAGAUGAUCGUGUUGCACGUUUGGGUGCUAUGCGCGAGAAGAUGAACGAUGUCUACCUCAACCGUAUCGUCUUUCUCCAGGAUGAGAUCCCCGAUCCGCUGCGUCCCCUGACCGACGCCGAGGUGCACGAGGUCAUUGCGAAAUACCUGCGCCGCGAAGAUGAAGCCAUGGCUGCCCUCAAAGCCGAACGCCGCCCAGGCCGUCCAAAGAGCACCAAGCAGACUCUACUCGAACAGCAACAGGAUCAGGAACAGAAAGAAUACGAGUCCGGCUUCUGGAUGCCCGACAUGCAGAGCGAGGCUACCCUCACAAAAUUACGCAACUGGAAGGGCGAGUGGAUUGCUCUGAGCCCUCUUGGCUACGUGCGCGUCAACAAGUCUGGCAACAAGAAGGAGAGCGCUUUCCCUCCUAAAGGUGCUGCUUGA
Molecule: messenger RNA, 537 nt
Organism: Aureobasidium melanogenum CBS 110374
Lineage: Eukaryota; Fungi; Ascomycota; Dothideomycetes; Dothideales; Saccotheciaceae
Exons: 2
Coding region: 1-537 (178 amino acids)
Cellular component (GO): nucleus
Source: RefSeq, a predicted model, not a curated record